This is a messenger RNA of Vitrella brassicaformis, 3438 nucleotides long. The record is from the annotation of a GenBank genome assembly. Lineage: Eukaryota; Vitrellaceae.
GAUUAACUGACUCUCUGCCGAAAGCAGUAGAGAGGUCUCAUCAGCUAGCUACACACCAUAGGCCACAGACACGCACCCAUCCAUCCAUCCAUCAGUACCUAUAUUUCUCUAUCGAGCUGCCUCCUUCCCUCUCCUGGUCUGCUGGCGGCCCCCGCCACUGCUCAGCACAUUGGUGAAGCGGCGUGACACCACCAGCACCAGCACCGUGAGCAGCAGCUCCACUACUGGGAAGUUCUCGAAUAUGUUGAUGGGGCAGGGCGUCAGCUCCGACGGGUCGGUGUUGACGUUGAUGCCGUCAGCUAUCGUGGGCUUGGUGAGCUGCGGCCACCCCUGGCCCUCCCGCAGCUCCUCUAAGUCCUCCUUCCUGACCUCAUGCAAGUAAAUGGCGGGGUUGGUCCGGUUCCACCACUCGUGGGUCCGCCAACGGUCCUGAAAGAAAGACAUGCACACACCAAUUCGACAGCGGCGUGUGUGUGUGUGUGUGUAUCUGUGUGUGUGUAUCUGUGUGUGUGUGUGUGUGUGUGUGAAUUGGCUGACCGUGAACUCAUAGUUCCACUUGAGAAUGCGGAGGGCCGCGGGCAGUCUCUCUGUGUGCUCGAUCACGCCCACUUUCCCCUCAGACGCUUUGGGCCCACCCAGCAGCCCUACAAGCUGCUUCCACAGUCCCAUGACGAGCGGCAGCAUGUGCUGCUGGUGCGUGUUGGCGGGGUGCUCUUUGGGCAGGAAAGGGUUGCUCUUCAGAAGGCGCGAGGCGUGUGGGUCGUUGUGCAGCAGCUUGUAGACCAAAUGGACCAGCCAGCCAUUCUCCUGGUAGCGGCCCAGCGAAGCGAACCACAUCUGCCAGUCGAGUCGCGGCUGGUGCGGCUGGGCGAUUGCCGGCCGGGUGUCCUCCCUCCCCGGCUUAUAAGCAAACUCAUACUCCAACCAUUGCUGACACAGAGAGAGAGAGAGGGACAUUAUUGUGGACGGAUGGAUGGAUGUGUGUGUGAGUCUGACUGACUGACUGACCCGCCGCUCUGGAUCGUAUCCUUCGAUGGUGAGCUCUGGCCGCCCGCCCACACCCGUCAUCCUGCGGAACAGACCGUAGCUCGCAGUCAGCUGGAACGGAGCUGAAAACAACACAACCACACAUACAUACAGACAGACUCUGACCAUCUCACUCACGAAUGAGGUGCAAAUGCUGUCUGUGCGCACCAGUGCGUCUGUGCAGCCCGGUGGUGAGGAGCUCUGGUGGGUGGAGGAAGUAGAGGGCGGGUUUGCUCAGGUCGCGGCCCCGUCGCUGCGUGCCGUGGACCGACGGGACCUCCAUCUCCAGCCCCUGGUAGAAGGGCAUCAUGCUGCACACACACACACACACACAACCGGCCGCACACACACCAUCGCGGGAGGGAGCUGUGGCAUCAAUCAGUUGUGACUGACCUGUUCAGGAAGAGUGCGAUUGCAGCCGUGCACACGAACAGGGCCCACGAGACGGUCCCAACCGACGCCCAUCUGCUAAUGCGCCGCCUGCAUUCGGGAUGGCACAACGACACACAGACUGUGCGGUUGGUUGGCGUCUGUCAAGAUAGCAAUCUCUCUGGCCUACUGAGCUAGUUCCUCUCUCUGAUGGACAGUAAGCCAUAUGAGGCCCACGGCGCCACCCACAAUCAUCACCCACACUGACCACACACACACACACACACACAGAGGGCAGCAAUGCCAGACACAAUGGAGCCCUGUUUGUUUGAGUCUUUCCUUCUCACGUUGGGUGAGUGUGAGCGUCGGCACCACCAGAACCACAAACCGUCUCAGGUCAUCGAUAUUGAAUCUCAGCCGCCCCUGAGCGACAUGGUCCAGCGGGAAGAGCACCAGGAACCCGCCCAUCACAGCCAGCGCCACCAACACAUACGUGCCGACCUCAAGCACCUCCGGUCGCCGCCAGAACGGCUUGAUGGGCCAGGUCUCGUUGUCAUCAUUCUCAUGUGCCUCGUCCGCUCGUGUGGUGGCCGUCCGGCUGUCGCCAUUCAUCGCCGCUGCCUUCUUGCCUCUCUUGGAUGAGGGUGGUUUGUGAGGCGACGUGGUGGCGGGGGUCGAGGGGCUUGGUGAGGGUGGUGAGGUGAUCGGGCAGCCCCAGAGGGAGAGAAGCUCCUUCGGCACGACACACGACAGGAUGGCCUUGUCGUCGAGGCAAUUCAGGCACCUGACACGAGAAUGCAUUCAAUGGCUGCAGGACUGUGCGGGGUGUGGUGUUGUGUGUGUGCUCAUUUCGUACAUGACACAUGCGAGAAGGUUGAAGAAGUUGUAGGAGCCUGUGGCCGCAAUCAGCACCAUCAGCGCCACUUGGAAGAAGACCGCCACGUGCCGCGCGACGCGCCACGGUGAAAAGAGGAGGAUCGACACGCAGAUCUGGAUGUAGAAUGUGCCCGCCACGCCCAUCUUCAGGAAGAAUCCCGGCAGCUUGUGGGCGAACCAAGAGGUGGGCAUGGGGAGGCACUGGGACUGGAAGUGCCACUGCAGCGCCGUCAGCGACCACCACGUCGGACACCCACUGACACACACGUAACACACACGUCAAGGCUCCAUCCAUCCAUUCUCGUCUCGUGUGUGUCUGUCCACCUGUAGAGUUUGGUGAUGCCCGAGGCGAACAUGAGCCGAAACAGCAGCCACCUCACCAGCCACCGGACCACUCGGUGAUGCACCGGCUCCCUCAGCGACGUGUCUGUCCGACCGUAGUCGGUGCCGCCCGGGCUGAUGAUCAAUUUCUUGAGAAGCCCCAAGGGACAGUCGCCAUAGAGGAUGGCUAUCGCGCCUGAGGGGAGCAAAGAAGAGGUCUUUCUUGAGUGAGAUGGAUGGAUGAGUGAUCCUGACGUACGUAGCUCACGCACGCACCGGUCUCUAUCAGGAGUAUGUCCCACUGGAAGUGCAUGAAUGUCUGGCCCACCGACAGCAUCGACAGGUACCCCGCAUACAGCACAAACAGCACCGCGCUGUUGGACGUCACGUUGAGAGCUACACACAGGGAGAGCAGGACGCCCAUCAGGCACACCACCGACAUCAGGAAGGCCCCUUGGUCCACAGACGAGGGGAGCAAGUCGAGCACUGGGGCGAUGACAGGGAAGAUGGAUGGCCGCGUGGCGAAGGACGCCAGGCUGCUGUGGAUCUUGAUGUGCCGCUCUGCUGGCAAGAGGCCAUUGCAGGAGUAGAGGCCUGCUUGCGGCGAACCAAACACACAAGGAGCGAUGAUAUCUUUCAGCGCGUCUUUGCUGUUGUGUGUUCCGUACAUACCAUCAAUCUGCACGAACAGGGAUAUGUAUGCGAUGAGGUAGCAGAUGCCGACGCCCCGGAUGAACAGGAAACGGGAGAUCCGCCACAAAUUCUGGUGCUCUGCCGCAAUUGACCCUGCCAUCGUCAGGGCUGGCGCCUGUCGGCUCUCAUCAUCUAUAUAUACUUCACAAGGGC